Messenger RNA from Kwoniella botswanensis, 3447 nucleotides. RefSeq lists its product as uncharacterized. Gene Ontology annotation, biological process: mitochondrion organization; protein quality control for misfolded or incompletely synthesized proteins; protein catabolic process. Lineage: Eukaryota; Fungi; Basidiomycota; Tremellomycetes; Tremellales; Cryptococcaceae. The record is from RefSeq and is a predicted model, not a curated record. Gene Ontology annotation, cellular component: mitochondrial matrix. Bases 1 to 3447 code for a protein of 1148 amino acids. The transcript is spliced from 10 exons. Gene Ontology annotation, molecular function: ATP binding; ATP hydrolysis activity; ATP-dependent peptidase activity.
AUGCUACCGAUCCGAGCAGCUGUACGAUCAUCUUCUUCCCAGCGAUGCGGCAUCGCAACUUCCUCUCGGCCGACCCAUCUCACACGAUCAAUAUCACUUGCCACUCGACCCCUUCCCAAAUCUAAAUCACUCUCCCACUACAUUGAGAUAAGUCGAUCUAGAGAUGCGGUGCUGCAUCAGAGGGGCAUACAUAGCUCGUCGAGGUUGAUGGAGAAGAAACGAUGGGUGAAUCCUGCUAGUGAGAACGACAAAGAUAAGGGUAAAGAGCAAGAGGAGAAGGAGGAAGGCAAGAAAGGAUCAGAGGAAGUAGAAGCCAAAACUCAAUCAGAGAAAGAGGGUGUAAAGGAAACCGAAGUUGAGAAGAAGAAAGAAAUAGAGAAAGACGGAUCGGAAGAAGCUGAAUCGUCCAAAACGGCUGAAGAAAGAGCCAAAAAGGAAUCAUCAUCAUCAUCUACCGCUCGAUCUUCAGCUUCGGGCAGCAGUUCAUCAUCCAACAAUCCAUUCUCUUUACCUGGAUCUUCGUCUGGUAGUGGAGGUGGAAGUGGGAAAGAGAUAGUGAAACCCAAUAUACCCGAGACUUAUCCUCAGGUAUUAGCUGUUCCCAUUACCCAUCGGCCUCUAUUCCCGGGAUUCUACAAAGCAGUCACAGUGCGUUCUCCACCCGUCAUCAAGGCUAUCCGUGAACUACAAGCGAAAGGACAACCAUACGUCGGAGCUUUUUUGCUGAAAGACUCGAAUUCGGAUUCGGACGUGAUCGAAUCGCUGGAUCAAGUUCAUAAUGUCGGUGUCUUCUGUCAGAUCACAAGUUGUUUCACUUCGAAUGAAGGGGAAGGUAAACCUGAAAGUUUGACUGCUGUCUUGUUCCCUCAUAGAAGAAUCAAAAUUGAUGAGUUGGUAACACCUGGACAAUUAUCAAGUGAAGCACCUUUAGUGAAUGUAUCGGAAUCAAGCCCGGAAACCGAUGAAAACCCAGAAGGUCAUGUGGAAAGCUUCGAACCCGAUGUACCAUCUGUCGAGGAAGUGAGAGAAGAGCUUGGAACGGUUUCUAGAGAGUCUGAGGAAGGUCAGGAUCAAGUUGAAACACCUAAACCCGCUGAAUCUAAAGCCUCUAAACCUCUUUCGCCUAUCAACUUCAUCCAUUCCCUUGUCCCUGAAAUAUCAAUCACAAACGUCUCCAACGUCUCUCUUGAACCAUAUCAGAAGGACUCGCAAGUGAUCCGAGCGAUAAUGUCAGAAUUAAUUUCAGUAUUCAAGGAGAUCGCUCAAUUACAGCCGAUGUUCAGAGAACAGGUCACAUCAUUCGCCAUGUCUAAUACGUCUUCUCAAGUAUUUGACGAACCUGAUAAACUCGCCGACCUUGCUGCUGUAGUAUCCACCUCUAACUUGGAAGAUCUACAGGCAGUAUUGGAAUCUACCAAUGUUGAAGAUCGAUUACAACGUUCAUUAGUCUUAUUGAAAAAAGAAUUAAUCAAUGCGCAAUUACAAUUUAAGAUUGCUCGUGAUGUCGAUACCAAGAUUCAGAAGAGACAGAGAGAGUAUUAUCUCAUGGAACAGUUGAAAGGAAUUAAGAAAGAAUUGGGUAUGGAGUCAGAUGGUAAAGAUAAGCUUAUCGAACAGUUCAAGGAAAAAGCAAGUAAACUAGCGAUGCCUCAACAGGUUCGAAAAGUAUUUGAUGAAGAAUUGAACAAAUUGGUACAUCUGGAACCUUCAGCCUCAGAAUUUAACGUUACUAGGAAUUAUAUCGAUUGGUUAACCCAAGUUCCUUGGGGUGUACAUUCACCGGAGAAUUACGAUAUUUCACAUGCGAUCAAGGUAUUAGACGAAGAUCAUUAUGGCCUAAAGGAUGUUAAGGAUCGUAUACUUGAAUUUAUGGCUGUAGGUAAAUUACGUGGAUCGGUAGAAGGAAAGAUUUUGUGCCUGGCUGGUCCACCUGGUGUGGGUAAGACUUCGAUCGGGAAAUCCAUUGCGAGAGCUCUUGGAAGACAGUUCUUUAGGUUCUCGGUGGGUGGGUUGACGGAUGUGGCGGAGAUUAAAGGUCAUAGAAGGACUUAUAUCGGUGCCAUGCCUGGUAAACCCGUUCAGGCCCUCAAGAAAGUCGCUACUGAAAAUCCUCUGAUCUUGAUUGACGAAGUCGACAAGAUCAGUAAAGCUUAUAAUGGUGAUCCGGCGAGUGCUUUGCUGGAGAUGCUGGACCCUGAGCAGAAUAAAUCGUUCUUGGAUCAUUAUCUCGAUGUCCCAAUCGACUUAUCAAGAGUCCUCUUUGUCUGUACUGCAAACGUUCUUGAGACUAUUCCUGGACCUUUACUUGACCGAAUGGAAGUUCUCGAAGUGUCAGGAUACGUCUCAGCGGAAAAGAUGAACAUCGCCGAGAAGUACUUGUCACCUCAAGCUAAGGAAGCAUCGGGAUUGAAAGAGGUUGAUAUCGAUCUCGAACCUGGAGCUAUCGAGGCUUUGAUAAGAUACUAUUGUAGGGAAAGUGGAGUCAGGAAUCUGAAGAAGCAUAUCGAUAAAAUUUACCGAAAAGCAGCUUUCAAGAUAGUUAGUGAUCUAGGAGAAGAAGCUUUACCUGAACCUAAAGAACCUGAAACGACGGAAACUGUAGAAGCUCAAGAACCAGAUAUUAAACCUGCUUCUGAACACUUACCGGGAGAUCAUUCACCUUCACCUGGUGAUGCUGGUACGACGAAACAUGUUACCACUGUCCCGAGAGAACCAUUGAAGGUUCCUGAGGGUGUUCAUGUCAGGAUCACCCAAGAGAAUUUGAGAGAUUAUGUUGGACCACCCAUCUACCAUAAAGAUAGAUUGUACACAUCUUCUCCACCUGCUGGAGUUUCGACAGGAUUAGGCUACUUGGGUAAUGGUUCAGGUGCUGUCAUGCCUAUCGAAGUCACUGCAAUGCCAGGUAAAGGUAAUCUCCAGCUUACCGGUAAACUAGGCGAAGUCAUCCGGGAAUCCGCCCAAAUCGCCUUAUCAUACGUCAAAUCUAAUGCUUAUUCAUUGGGAAUAACCAAAUCGGAUAACGAGGUGACGUUGAACGAUAGAGACGUACAUUUACAUAUGCCCGAAGGUGGAAUAGGUAAAGAAGGUCCCUCGGCUGGUACGGCCAUCUUGACUGCUUUUGUCAGUUUGUUUACCAAAACGAAGGUUGAUCCGGAUGUGGCCAUGACUGGAGAGAUCAGUCUGUUAGGGCAGGUCCUGCCUGUUGGUGGAUUGAAGGAGAAAAUUCUAGCGGCACAUAGAGCAGGUAUCAAGAGACUCAUCGUUCCAAUAGCUUGUAAACCUGAUAUCGAUGAGAAUGUUCCGUUGUCAGUCAAAAAGGGAAUCGAAUUUGUCUUUGUCGAAGAUGUCAAACAGGUGUUAUAUGAGGUGUUUAAAGGUACGGAGAAUGAGAGUAGGUGGAGGGAGACGUUACCUUUGGAGAGACAACCCGAGAGGGAGAAGUUAUAG